This is a messenger RNA of Raphanus sativus (radish), 2285 nucleotides long. Its product is annotated as glutamine--fructose-6-phosphate aminotransferase [isomerizing] 1. The record is from RefSeq and is a predicted model, not a curated record. Gene Ontology annotation, molecular function: L-glutamine:D-fructose-6-phosphate transaminase (isomerizing) activity; carbohydrate derivative binding. Gene Ontology annotation, biological process: fructose 6-phosphate metabolic process; carbohydrate derivative biosynthetic process; UDP-N-acetylglucosamine metabolic process. NCBI's taxonomy places the organism in Eukaryota, Viridiplantae, Streptophyta, Magnoliopsida, Brassicales, Brassicaceae.
CCAAUCUGAGUCAAAAAUUAGAAAAAUCUCACUGACUCAAUCACAACGACCGUCCCGGAUCCUCGUCUUCUUCUUCUUCCCUCUCAUUCCAAAAAAAAAGAAAAGAAAAGAAAAGAAAAACUCUUGAAACACCAAAAGAAGAGAAUGUGUGGAAUAUUCGCGUAUCUGAAUUACCACGCGAACAAAGAGAGGCGACACAUUCUGGAAGUCCUCUUCAAUGGCCUCCGUCGACUCGAGUACCGUGGCUACGAUUCCGCAGGCAUCGCCAUCGACAAUUCCAUCUCUCCUCCUCCCCUCGUGUUUCGUCAGGCUGGCAACAUCGAAUCACUCGUCAAUUCCGUCAACCAAGAGAUUGCGAAUACAGAAUUGAACUUGGAGGAGGUAUUCAGUUUCCACGCGGGGAUUGCACACACGAGGUGGGCUACUCACGGUGAGCCAUCUCGGAACAGUCAUCCCCAGUCCUCUGGUCCUACUCACGACUUCUUGGUUGUUCACAACGGUGUUAUCACCAACUAUCAGGUCCUCAAAGAAACAUUACUCAGGCAUGGAUUUACCUUUGAUUCCGACACUGACACCGAAGUCAUCCCCAAGCUUGCUAAAUUUGUCUUUGACCAAGCUAAUGAAGAUGGUGAACAGACGGUGACCUUCUGUGAAGUUGUGUUUGAAGUGAUGAGACAUCUAGAGGGAGCCUAUGCUCUUAUUUUCAAAAGCUGGCAUUAUCCCAACGAGUUAGUUGCCUGCAAGCGUGGUAGCCCUUUGCUUUUAGGCGUUAAAGAGCUAGAUCAAGAAGACAAGAGCAACAAUCGUUUCAAAGAUGCUCACUUUCUUUCCAAGAACGAACAUCCCAAGGAGUUUUUCCUUUCAAGCGACCCGCACGCUCUUGUUGAGCAUACCAAGAAAGUGCUGGUUAUUGAAGAUGGCGAAGUUGUUCAUCUCAAGGAUGGAGGCGUGUCAAUACUUGAGUUCGAAAGGAGUAAUGGGUCAUCUAGACCUGCUUCGGUGGAACGUGCUUUAUCAGUACUAGAGAUGGAAGUGGAGCAAAUAAACAAAGGCAAGUAUGAUCACUACAUGCAAAAAGAAAUCCACGAGCAGCCUGAAUCUUUGACUACUACGAUGAGAGGACGGCUUAUACGUGGCGGCGGUUCACGCAAACCCAAAACAGUCCUCUUAGGUGGGUUGAAAGAUCACUUAAAGACCAUAAGACGGAGCAGGCGUAUAGUUUUCAUAGGGUGUGGGACAAGUUACAACGCCGCUCUUGCAUCUAGACCUAUCCUUGAAGAACUCUCUGGUAUACCAGUGAGCAUGGAGAUUGCUAGUGAUCUCUGGGACAGGCAAGGUCCGAUAUACAGAGAGGACACCGCGGUGUUUGUGAGUCAGUCUGGUGAAACCGCAGAUACGUUACUUGCUUUGGAGUAUGCUAGGGAAAACGGUGCGUUAUGUGUCGGCAUCACUAACACCGUUGGGAGCUCCAUAGCUAGAAAAACACACUGUGGUGUCCAUAUUAACGCAGGAGCUGAGAUAGGUGUAGCAAGUACAAAGGCGUACACAAGUCAGAUUGUGGUGAUGGUAAUGCUAGCUCUAGCUAUUGGAAGUGACACAAUCUCCAGCCAAACGAGACGGGAAGCUAUAGUUGAUGGCCUACUUGACUUACCGAAUAAGGUCAGGGAAGUGCUAAAGCUAGACGAGGAAAUGAAGGAUCUAGCGCAGCUGUUGAUAGACGAGCAGUCACUGCUUGUGUUUGGGAGAGGAUACAACUACGCGACAGCAUUAGAAGGAGCGUUGAAAGUAAAAGAAGUGUCGCUUAUGCACAGCGAAGGGAUACUUGCAGGGGAGAUGAAACACGGGCCUUUAGCUUUGGUUGAUGAGAAUCUACCCAUCGCUGUGAUAGCCACUCGGGAUGCUUGUUUCAGCAAACAACAGUCCGUGAUUCAGCAGCUUCACGCACGUAAAGGGAGGUUAAUAGUGAUGUGUUCAAAAGGUGAUGCAGUGUCUGUGAGCUCGAGUGGAUCUUGUAGAGCUAUAGAGGUUCCUCAAGUGGAAGAUUGUUUACAGCCUGUUGUUAAUAUAGUGCCAUUACAGUUAUUGGCUUAUCAUCUGACUGUUUUGAGAGGUCACAAUGUUGAUCAGCCGAGGAAUCUAGCGAAGAGUGUGACCACUCAAUAGAGAGCUUAGUUUGUAUAGACGUAUAGGUAUGCGUUUGGAUGUUCAUGUUAGUCUCGCUAAAGUCAUCGUAUUAUCAUUACUUUUGAGUUCUUUUAAUUUGAAUACAUUUCUCAUUUUUGAAA